UACUUUUAGCUAGGACAAAUCAUCCGGUCACUUGAACUUGAUCUCGAUUGUCAGGGAUUGUAACAGCUGCGUGCAGAUCUGCUUCUUUCAUUAACGAACAAUCCCUACUUGCAUAUCUUAUUAGAUGUCUGUCUGCCACCGAUUCUCGCGAACAUGCUUUGCCUAUCGAUGAAUUUCAGGUACUUUCGUGCCUUACAAUUAGCUAAGCUAUUUGAAAUAAAUAUAGCUGCUUUACGACAAGGUAGAAUCGACACAAUAUCUAUCGUUUGUAAUGGAAUAGACUGCAGCCAUAAUUUUAAACUUUUGAAAUAAAAUAUUCAUAGUCUUUCACAUCGUUUCUUCUCUGGUUUCUUAAGAGGUUACUAUACUCAAUAGUCAACUACUUUAUGGACGCGUUGUUCUGGCUUGCUAUAAAACUUCAUCGGUUGAGUCCCUCAGAAAGUAUAUCCCACCAGUCUUCUAUUGGUCUAAUGGGAUUUCAUCACUAAAUGAAAUAGUAAUGACAAACGUCCUCAUCCACUGGCGCUUCUAAAUGGUGGUCGUUUAAAGAGGACGCGCGUGUAUGGCCCCGACAACGCAGUCUAAUAACAGAUGUCUCGGUUGGGUUUCGUCUGCUCAACGCUUGUUGUUGUUUUGCAUUCAUCGGCGGGUAACAAAGAAGUUCGGUGGCGGGUUGAUUGGCGGUAUUGUUUGGGUUUGCUGGGUUAAUUUGUACCCACUGAAAUUUUCUUUUAUUGGUUGUGUAGUUUGUGUUCAUCAUUAAAAGUUUCGUUCGAAUAACUUCUUGAAGUCGCUGCCGCCACAAUGGGCGACACGACUAAGGCAUCAAUAGAAAAAGCCACUUGGAAUUAUGUCAAACAGAAACUUGAAAAGGAUUACGUUGUUAAACAAACGCUUGGAUCGGGGGGCUUUGGGAAAGUAAAACGAGGUUCGCACGUGAUUACCAAGCACAAUGUCGCCAUAAAAAUCAUGGACAAAGAAAAACUCGGAGUCGAUCUGCCCAGAGUUCAGCUCGAAAUCAAUGCACUGAAAAAUCUUCAUCAUCCUAAUAUCUGUAAACUCUAUCAGGUGGUCGAAACCUUCGGCCACAUCUGUCUGGUGCUGGAGUACUGUGAAGGUGGCGAACUGUUUGAUUAUAUCGUUGAUAGAGGUCGGGUGCCGGAAACUGAUGCGAGGCGUUUAUUUCGGGAAAUGGUCUGUGCGGUGGCAUACAUUCACUCAAAAGGUUUUGCUCAUCGAGACCUUAAGCCUGAAAACAUGCUCCUCGACGGCAUGAAUCGAAUCAAGUUAAUAGACUUCGGGCUUUGCGCAAGUUGGAAACCGUCAGGAGUAGCUCAGAGCUUGAAAACUUGCUGCGGUUCACCAUGCUAUGCCGCUCCCGAAUUGCUAGCUGGCCAUGCGUACACUGGAACAGCAGCCGAUGUCUGGUCUCUGGGGGUUAUAUUGUUCGCUGUUCUCUGCGGAUUCCUGCCAUUUGAAGGUGAUAGUGUCCGUGUCAUCACUUCGAAAAUCAACAAAGGUCUCUCAGAGUUACCAGAGCACCUAUCAUCUGGUAGUAAGAACCUCAUCCAUAAAAUGCUCACCGCUGAGCCAAACAGACGGUUUACAAUGAACGACGUUGCAUCACAUAUGUGGGUCACAGAUGGCGGCCGGCUUCUUCCAGCUACAACAUAUGACAUGUACCUUACUGACCCGAAAAUCGACUCGGACAUAAAUAAUGCUGACCCUGUGAUCAUUAACGAGAUGUCAAAGUAUCUAAAACGGCCGCCUGUUGAGUUGAGUGAUACGAUCGAAAAAUGGAAUUAUGACUCGUUAACAGGAAUUUACCUUACCAUGCAUGACAGAAAAAAGAAGGGACUGACGUAUAAACUGUCUAAGGAAGAGGAACGACAAUCUCGACCGAUUGUUAGGAAAGCGUUAUUUGAUAAGGAGUCUAUAGAGACGGUGGUGCCACCCAAGAAGCCCAGAAGGUCUAAGUCACUAGAGGAUGGUUUGGACGAUGCAGACCUUAUGGUCAUUGGAAGUCCCUCACAGGUUCGACAAGAAGCUGUUCAUGAACGCUCUCCAUUCAGACUACCUGAGCCAACAACCCCGCAGCGUGCCGUGGAGGGGUCUGAAGGUGGUUUUGUAUAUCAGACACCCCAACGUACGCCUCUGAGAACCCCUGGCUGUAGUAAAGGCAACAAUGAUUCGGGAUCUGGAACGCCGUGGUCGUCGAAGCGACGCUUGCGUGAGGCCAUUGGCAAAUCGAUUGGAAAAGUUCGACGCGCUUUCCUUACCCCUGUAAAGACGUUAAACGCAGAGCCCAGAUAUGUCAAGCACACGCAAAAUGUGGCCAAGGUUCCCUACGAAGUUAACUAUCAGGAGCUUUUACAGAAACUGGAGUCUAAAUUGCAGGAGCUCAAUUAUAAGACAGAAAUUAAGGGCUUUGUAAUCAGAGGUUCGAAGGAUGGCGAAAGGGAAAAUGUUCGACCAGGAGAAAAGAAAGCUGCGAAGUCAACACUUGAGCUGGAGGUCGCUCGCUCAUUAGAAUGGAAUUGCCUUGUCAUAAAACGAAAACGACUUAACGGCAGCUCAAUUGACUAUGCUAAAGUCUGCGAGAAGGUGCUUGAGAUUUGUGGGCGACAGACGACAGCCGUGUGAAGAGACUUUAAAGAAGUGCACUAAAAAAAUAUAGAGAACUAGUAUAACUAUGCCUAGUAAUGUUAAUCGUACAAGCACGACAAGGUUUAUUAUAAAUGAGGCGAGAUCAUGACACCGUCUAGUUAACACUAGCUAGCACUUGUCAGGCAAGAGCGAAACGCUAAAAUUCUCAAGAGUUUUUUGUAUGUUUCGUUCUAGCUUCCAUACAAUAAGUAUAUUUUUGUGUGAAGUCGCAAGUGCAAAAACCAGAGCCUAACUCAAAGAACAUAGCUAUAUAUGUUACUACUUACAGCGAUUAUUGUCUGAUUUUAACAUUUUGGCUCUAAAAAAUUUCAAGGAAUAUUAUAUAAACGUUUUGUGCGAUGUUUCAUGUUCCGUUGUUAACGAAGCCUAACUAGAGGAGAUAUUAACUCAGUCGUUUGUUUGGAAUUCAUUAAUCUACAGGUCCUGAAUGAAGAAAAUUUUGUUGAAGCAGCAUGGACGUUUUUCUUUAGGCCGCAUAAAAUUAAAUAUUUGAUUGAUUGAUAUAUUUGCAAGUAUCAGUACCUGUAAGUAUUGUCGAUCGGAAGAGACGUUGCCAUUUUUACAAUUAUUGCGCACCUUUUAGCAACUUUUAGGAGCUGCGACUCGAGCUUAGCAAAGAAGCUCAACUUAUGUGACGAAUAGAAGUACUAACAUUGUAAAUAGACAUGCAGCUAACAAUGACUAAUAACAAUGAUAAUAAGAAUAUUAGGUACUCUAAUAAAAGACAUGCUAAGACAAAAGUAACCUUGA
This is a messenger RNA of Varroa destructor (honeybee mite), 3417 nucleotides long. RefSeq names its product maternal embryonic leucine zipper kinase-like. The record is from RefSeq and is a predicted model, not a curated record. Gene Ontology annotation, cellular component: cytoplasm. Gene Ontology annotation, biological process: intracellular signal transduction; protein phosphorylation. Gene Ontology annotation, molecular function: protein serine/threonine kinase activity; ATP binding. Lineage: Eukaryota; Metazoa; Arthropoda; Arachnida; Mesostigmata; Varroidae.